AAAAAUGUCCUGUGUACACACUGUUUGUACAUGCGCCGACACCAUCCUUAACCCCACCACCCACAACUUCCUGUGUCUGUAUAUAAAAAAAUCCCCGGCGGCAACCCUACCUCCACGUUGCCGCCGCAUCAUCACAGCUCCACCACCCACAGCCACAUCCAUCAUCACUCCCACAACCACCACAAAAUUGACAAUACCCACAACCACCAUCAAGCCUUCACCUUUGUCCUUGUCACAACAUAGCACCGAAAUCAACAAUAGAACGCGCACCGAAAUCAACAACAGAACGCUGAGGACGGUCCUCCACCACACACGUAUCAGAUCUCGGCCCAGAGGAGUCCGACGAUUCCAUUCACCGGAAUCACUCUGUGUCGUCGGAUGGCAUGAAAGAUGCAGAGUGUAGAGAGAGGGGGCUAAGAAUCUGAGGAGAGAGUGUUGAAGUGUGGUCGCCGCCAUUACUGCAGAUCGAGGUGGUUCAAGACGCGCCGCGUGGGUUCAAGACGCGCCGCGUGGGUUGAACGCGCUGUAACGUCGGCUAUGGCGGCAAUUCAUUCUUGGCCGUCUGGUUGUCUUCAACACUGAUGAGGACAUCGGCGCCAGCGUGGUGAGGGGAGGCGAGGAUUUGGAACCAAGAGAAGGGUUACCUACCGAGAAUAUUUAUCAUUGAUAUCUACCAUCUAAAAAUAAGCCCUGCUUUUGAAGCAUGACAUCCAAAGUGCUUGAGCAGCUCUGUUUUAGGGGACACGGGAAACAAUUCCUCAAACAUGUCAGCACAUUUAUCAUUGAUAUCUACCAUCUCAAAAAAAAAAAAAAAAACAGAGAAGCAAACGCCGAAGAAGAAGACCAUGACUGGGUCAACGAGUUUCUUGGAGCACUAGAUUGUUCCAGUAUAGAAAAGGCAAAUUUCUUCGAUUGCGCACUGGUAGUUCUAGUCUCUGGUUCCAAAUCCAGCUUCUACUUUCUCUACUCAAGAUUGCACAGGGGCAUCCAAUGACUUAUAACUGGCAUUUGGUGAAUUGCGACACCUGGAUGAAUAUCCAUCUUCGUGAAGUCAUCUGCACCUCAGAAGAUGGAGAAUUGGAGAUAGGUUUUGGAGAAUGCCUGAAUGCUACAUUCGUGGGGAUACAAGUGAUUGAUAAAGUUCAAGAAGAAACCAAGAGCCGUGCAGAUAGAAAACCACCUGGGGUAGGGCGUGGAAGAGGAAGAGGUAGAGAGGAUGGUCCUGGUGGGAGGCCAGCAAAUGGUAUUGGGCAUGGCAUGGAUGAUGGAGGUGGCAGAUGCAUAGGUGGAGGCCGGGGCAGGGGAGCGUCUGGUAGCAAGCCUGGUGUCAGCAGAGUUAUAAAUUUAUACUCAUUUAUUCCUAGUCUAGGAUACAAGCAGCAAACCUAUAAUUCCCAUUUCUGAUGAUUUUCAUCACAAAGACAACUGCAUGAUUUCCUUAAAACAUAUUGUCGCUGAUAAACUUAAACACCAUAUGAAAUUUUUAUUCUUUAAAUGAACAAAUCAUGUUUUAUGGUGAUCAUAACACAUGGUAUCCGUGCACUAUUCAUGAUUUUCUUAAGCAUGUAUUUUUUUUUCGAGUUUGUAAGAAAAGAAACCCCAUGUGAAAAAUCGUGUGUUUAAGGUGAUCCUCACUUGAAUGGUGCAUAUACCUAUUUGUUGAGGAAAAUAGCAGUUGCAUUUUUGUUGCUUUCUAAGAUAAUAAGUGGAUUGAAAUUUGGUGACCGGUGGAGGUCCUGGUCGUGGCUGAUACCUAUUUGUGACAAAAAUAGCAGUUGCAUUUUUGUUGCUUUCUAAGAUAAUCGGUGGAUUGAAAUUUGGUGACCGGUGGAGGUCCUGGUCGUGGCUGAUACAAGUAAAGCUGCCGAAUCAAGUAAAUGGAAAGAAAUUUGCUGCGUUAAUGGACAGUUUGUCCCUUUAUUGGCGCAAUAAAAGUGCAAAAAUACAUUGUUGGAAGAAAGAUCUUCUUAUCUCCUCCAAUGGUUGAGGAGGAGGAUGUGAAGGAAAAUGAUCACUUUUAAGUAACAGAUACUGUCUUCC
Cornus florida is the source of this 2040-nucleotide messenger RNA. RefSeq names its product probable U6 snRNA-associated Sm-like protein LSm4. The coding region runs from base 991 to 1404 and encodes 137 amino acids. The transcript has 6 exons. The record is from RefSeq and is a predicted model, not a curated record. NCBI's taxonomy places the organism in Eukaryota, Viridiplantae, Streptophyta, Magnoliopsida, Cornales, Cornaceae.